AUGCAGGAACCACGGGCGCGGGGACCCCUAGUCGACGUGUCUCUGGUGGCGGAAGUCUUCAUCUCCCAGAUCACAGCUGCAGAACCUUGGCCUGAAAAUGCUACAUUAUAUCAGCAACUAAAAGGGGAGGAUAUUUUGCUUUCUGACAAUGCAGCUUCUCUUGCUGUGCAGACCUUUUUGCAAAUGUGUGAUCUGCCUAUCAAAGUGGUUUGUAGGGCAAAUCCAGAAUAUAUGUCUCCAUCUGGUAAAGUACCUUUUAUUCAUGUAGGAAAUCAAGUAGUAUCAGAACUUGGUCCAAUAGUCCAAUUCGUUAGAGCCAAGGGCCAUUCUCCUAGUGAUGGGCUGGAUGAAGUUCAAAAAGCAGAAAUGAAAGCCUGCAUGGAAUUAGUCAGGAAUAUGCUCUUGGCUGCAGAGUUGUAUCUUCAGUGGUGUGAUGAAGCUACAGUAGGGAAGAUCACUCAUGCUAGGUAUGGAUCACCUUACCCUUGGCCUCUGGAUCAUAUUUUGGCCUAUCAGAAACAGUCGGAAGUCAAGCAAAAGAUGAAAGCUAUUGGAUGGGGUAACAAGACUCUGGACCAGGUCUUGGAAGAUGUAGACCAGUGCUGUCAAGCUCUUUCUCAAAGACCAGGAACACAACUUUAUUUCUUCAAUAAGCAGCCUAGCAAACUAGAUGCACUGGUAUUAGGGCAUCUGUACACCAUUCUUACCACACAGCUGACCAAUGGUGAACUUUCUGAGAAGGGGAAAAACUAUAGCAACCUCCUUGCUUUCUGUAGAAUAAUUGAGCAGCAUUAUUCUGAAGAUCAUGAUAAAGGCAACUCACCUAUCGGGUUGUCUUAG
Choloepus didactylus (southern two-toed sloth) is the source of this 840-nucleotide messenger RNA. RefSeq names its product metaxin-2-like. The transcript has a single exon. The record is from RefSeq and is a predicted model, not a curated record. Gene Ontology annotation, biological process: mitochondrion organization. Gene Ontology annotation, cellular component: SAM complex. Bases 1 to 840 code for a protein of 279 amino acids. NCBI's taxonomy places the organism in Eukaryota, Metazoa, Chordata, Mammalia, Pilosa, Megalonychidae.